CACACAGAGUUGGAAGAGGUGUUUCGAGAUGAAAAAACAAGCGGCGCGUUUUGCGGCCAUUUUAGUUUUCGUUUUCUUUCUCUUUGUGUUGCUUUGUUCAAUAUGUCAAGAUACCAAAUCAAGAUUCAAGCUGAAAAGAAUUAAACACAGCCCAACAUCGUACAACGAAAACAAGCUGAGAAUAAUUUUCUUAAAUGAGAAAGUCAAGAGAGCAAAGGCGUGUAAGAGACUGGGUCUGACCACAGGCCGCUCCCACGUGAUCCAUCACCCUUGGAAGCUGCGCACAGCUCUUGUCGAUGACGUCAGCCAGGUCAUGUUCUGUUACAUCCCCAAAGUCGCGUCGGGAAACUGGAAACGAGUCUUCAUCAUGCUGCAAAAGGGCAUUAGUAACCCGGCCUUCAUAGAUACACAGGCUGCCCAUAAUACAAAACUAAGAAACCUAGGCAGUUCGAGCAGUGAAGAAAUAGCGCGCGUAGUAAAGAAGUAUAGACAGUUCGUCGUUGUACGAGAACCAAUGGAGAGGCUGCUGUCGGCGUAUAUAAACAAAAUCCACAAGGCCGACUACACGGGAAAAUUUCACCGAUUACUAGGACGACAGGGUCUACCACAGGGUGACCACAAGAUACCAUAUCAAGAACAAGUAAACGACACUGAGAAGAUCUCCUUUUCAGAGUUCGUUGAUUUUAUCAUCACUCAAGCGAGCGCUGGGGAGCGAUUAGAAAUCCACUGGGAGCGAAUGCACAAGAUUUGUUACCCUUGUUUCUUUGAGUAUGAUUAUAUUGGAAAGUAUGAGACAUUACAAAGGGAUUCCAGGUUUAUCCUGGACAGAGUACCUGGCGCGCAAGGAUGGUCCCUACCAGAUGUCAAGGCGGACAAGGGUCGCACCACAAAGGCCAAUGAGCGGCGGUACUUUUCCCAGUUGAGGGUUGAUCAGUUACGAGGACUCUUAGAGGUGUAUAGGCUCGACUACGAGCUUUUUAACUACCCUUUACCUAUACACCUGUUCAACGUUAUACGAACAUAACGUUAUACGAGCAUUAUAGCUUUAUCAAACUGUCCAACUACCCUUUACCUAUACACCUGUUCAACGUUAUACGAACAUAACGUUAUACGAGCAUUAUAGCUUUAUCAAACUGUCCAACUACCCUUUACCUAUACACCUGUUCAACGUUAUACGAACAUAACGUUAUACGAGCAUUAUAGCUUUAUCAAACUGUCCAACUACCCUUUACCUAUACACCUGUUCAACGUUAUACGAACAUAACGUUAUACGAGCAUUAUAGCUUUAUCAAACUGUCCAACUACCCUUUACCUAUACACCUGUUCGACGUUAUACGAACAUAACGUUAUACGAACAUUAUAGCUUUAUCAAACUGUCCAACUACCCUUUACCUAUACACCUGUUCGACGUUAUACGAACAUAACGUUAUACGAGCAUUAUAGCUUUAUCAAACUGUCCAACUACCCUUUACCUAUACACCUGUUCGACGUUAUACGAACAUAACGUUAUAUGAACAUUAUAGCUUUAUCAAACUGUCCAACUACCCUUUACCUAUACACCUGUCCAACGUUAUACGAACAUAACCUUAUACGGACAUCAUAGAUUCAUCAAACUGUUCAAAGUUACACGAACAUCGAUGAUUUAUCAACCUGUUCAACGUCAAAUGAACAUCAUAGAUUUAUCAAGCUGUUCAACGUUACCCAACAUCAUAUAAAUUUAUCAAAUAAUUAUUCAAUGUGUUACACGAACAUCAUAUACCCUGGUUCCAGAGCCUCGUGCAGUCUGGGACCAGGGUAAACAUCAUAAAGAUUUAUCAAACUUUA
This is a messenger RNA of Nematostella vectensis (starlet sea anemone), 1824 nucleotides long. Its product is annotated as carbohydrate sulfotransferase 11. Gene Ontology annotation, molecular function: sulfotransferase activity. NCBI's taxonomy places the organism in Eukaryota, Metazoa, Cnidaria, Anthozoa, Actiniaria, Edwardsiidae. Gene Ontology annotation, biological process: carbohydrate biosynthetic process. The record is from RefSeq and is a predicted model, not a curated record. Gene Ontology annotation, cellular component: membrane. The coding region runs from base 29 to 1024 and encodes 331 amino acids. The transcript is spliced from 3 exons.